AUGUCUAUCGAAAACUUGAAAUCCUUUGACCCUUUCGCCGACACUGGUGAUGACGAGACUGCUACUUCAAACUAUAUUCAUAUUAGAAUCCAACAAAGAAACGGUAGAAAAACUCUGACCACCGUCCAAGGUGUGCCUGAGGAGUACGAUCUGAAGAGAAUCUUGAAAGUUCUGAAGAAAGACUUCGCCUGUAACGGUAACAUCGUCAAGGACUCAGAAAUGGGUGAAAUCAUUCAACUACAAGGUGAUCAAAGAGCAAAAGUCUGCGAGUUUAUGAUCACUCAACUAGGAAUGCAAAAGAAGAAUAUCAAGAUUCAUGGUUUCUAA
Tetrapisispora phaffii CBS 4417 is the source of this 327-nucleotide messenger RNA. RefSeq names its product translation initiation factor eIF1 (gene SUI1). Gene Ontology annotation, molecular function: ribosomal small subunit binding; RNA binding; translation initiation factor activity. NCBI's taxonomy places the organism in Eukaryota, Fungi, Ascomycota, Saccharomycetes, Saccharomycetales, Saccharomycetaceae. Gene Ontology annotation, cellular component: eukaryotic 43S preinitiation complex. Bases 1 to 327 code for a protein of 108 amino acids. Gene Ontology annotation, biological process: translational initiation. The record is from RefSeq and is a predicted model, not a curated record. The transcript has a single exon.